This is a messenger RNA of Carcharodon carcharias (great white shark), 7794 nucleotides long. It is a transcript of the gene trak2, whose product is annotated as trafficking protein, kinesin binding 2. The transcript has 17 exons. Gene Ontology annotation, cellular component: dendrite. The record is from RefSeq and is a predicted model, not a curated record. Lineage: Eukaryota; Metazoa; Chordata; Chondrichthyes; Lamniformes; Lamnidae. Gene Ontology annotation, molecular function: GABA receptor binding. The coding region runs from base 418 to 3201 and encodes 927 amino acids. Gene Ontology annotation, biological process: anterograde axonal transport of mitochondrion; neurogenesis.
GGUGGCUGGUUGCUAAGAUCUGGUCAGGGCCCGGGUGGGAGCGGGGCAGAGCUGAGCUGCGGGCGGAGCAGUGGUUGUGAUAGCUCAGACCGGCCAGGCCUUGCUCUGCUCCGUUUGGGAGUUGCCGGUCGGUUGUAUCUGAAUACCAGAGGCAUCAUGCUCAUUCUCCCUCCACUUGAUCUUCUUGCGAAUCUUGAUCUCAGCUUUCAAUAGCUUCCUUGGUUCCGUCUUAGCUGAAUAAGAUGAGAUCAGCAACAAAGACUUCAACUUGAAUCUACGCAGCAAUAUCAGAGAUUCUACCUGACAGUAUGCAUGUUUCACCAAGGUGAUAAAGCUUCUGCUGCCUUGGUGCUAAGUGCUUGAGACAGGGGAAGUACCUUACAAGAGGGAAUUUUUCAGGAUGCCUUUGGACAAGUAAUGCCAGAAAAUAAACCCAUGAAUGUGAAUCAAAAAGAGACAGGAAGCAUCACUGAUGUGUGCAGCAGUGAGGAUUUGCCUGAAGUGGAACUCGUGAGCCUGAUAGAAGACCAGCUGACCCAGUACCACCUGCGGGCAGACUCGCUUUACUUAUAUCAGAACAGGGACUGGGAGCAGGUGCCCGAGUACCCUGGCCAUGCAUCCAGUGAGCUAUCUCCCACCCAGGCCGAGGAGACCUUCCGCUACAUGAGAUCAUCAAGCAUUUUUCAACAUGCAAUCAAUGUAGGCAUUGAUACAGUUCUCAGUUCCGACAGGGUGGAUCAGAUGACCAGGACGUACAAUGACACCGAUAUGGUCACGCACCUGCUGGCUGAGAGAGAUCACGAUUUGGAGUUGGCUGCCCGGAUAGGACAGUCGUUAUUGCAACGGAACCGGGUACUGACUGAGAGGAAUGAGCUCUUAGAAGAACAGCUGGCUCAGGCUUACGAUCAAGUUAACCAACUACAGCAUGAGCUGUCCAAAAAGGAUGACCUCCUGCGAGUGGUAGCCAAUGCUUCAGAGGAGAGCGAAUCUGACUCCAGCUGCUCCACACCACUCCGUCAUAAUGAGUCCUUUCAUCUGUCACACAGCUUGAUGCAGUUGGAUGCUUUGCAGAUUAAAUUGCGAGAACUGGAGGAUGAAAACCUCUCCCUCCGUUCUGAGGCUUGUCACCUGAAGACAGAAACUAUCAACUAUGAAGAGAAGGAACAGCAGUUGGUCCAAGACUGUGUGAAGGAGUUAAAAGAAACAAAUAUACAGAUUUCCAACCUGGCAGAUGAACUCUCCAGAAAGAACGAAGACAUUGUACGUCACCAGGAGGAGAUUACUAACUUGCUCAGUCAAAUUGUGGAGCUUCAGCUUAAAGUCAAAGAGUGUGCUAUUGAAAAAGAAGAACUUAAACAACAUCUGCAAGCCUCCAAAGAUGCCCAAAGACAGCUUACGGCAGAGCUGCUAGAAGUACAAGAUCGGAAUGCUGAGUGUUUGGGAAUGUUGCAUGAAUCCCAGGAGGAAGUAAAAGAAUUACGGAACAAAUCAACAACAUCCUCACUUCAACGGCCCCAGUCCUACAGCAUGUUCCCAAUGGAUUCCUUGGCAGCUGAGAUUGAGGGAAGCAUGCGCAGGGAACUAAAUCUGGAAGAAUCUACCAUUCAAGACCAAAGGAAUCAACACAAACGGGUUUUCCAUACCGUCAGAAGCAUCAAUGAAACCAUACAAUCCCACAAGCUGGCAUCCCCCCCAGGAUCUAUCCCGGGAUCUGGUUACUCAUCGGUUGUCAUGACAGUGAAACCCCACCAAUCUGUUAUGGGACCAACUGAUACGAAAGUGUCGAAUAACUCUGCAAGUGAACGUGAUGCCCACUGCAACCUCUCUAGGAUUGGGAAACCUGGUACUCCUGGGGGAAAAGACUUGGCCACUGCCCUGCGCCGGCUCUCCCUACGGCAGGAGAACUACCUGAGUGAGAAAAUGUUCUUCGAAGAUGAGCGAGAUCGGAAGCUGUUGGCCCUGGCAACAGAGGAGGAGAGCAGCUGUAAUACACCGACAGAGAGUGUCCUGUCCACGGGGACCAACCUCACAGAUCUAACAGAGAUGUCCUGCUUGUCUGGGGCAUCCAGCUAUUUCCGCACAUUCUUGCCUGAGAAGCUACAGAUAGUUAAGCCACUAGAAGGUUCCAUGACUUUGCAUCAGUGGCAACAAUUAGCACAGCCCAACCUGGGCACGAUUUUAGACCCACGACCCGGGGUCCUUACUAAAGGCUUUGAAUUGCUGCCAGAAGAUGGCACUUAUCACUUGUCUGAUCUAGAGGAGGACAUCGAGGAGGGCAUCACCUUCAAAGCCCAGCGCACCUCGACUCCUGAGGGUAAGGAGAACCAGAAGCAGCCACCAAAGGGGCAGGAGCCACCGCCAGAUAUUUUUCUGCCAAUAACGAGCUUCUCCACUCAUGACAUGACGGCUGUGCGGAAUCCAGGGAAAUGUCUGUCGCAGACUAAUUCUACUUUCACCUUCACCACCUGCCGGAUCCUGCAUCCCACAGAUGUUGCUCAAGUUACAGCAAGCUUAACGUAUGCUCCAGUGCCAAGUUCAGGGGGCUCAUCCGUCAACAUGAUCGCCAAUUCAAACACUCAAAUAGCUUCUUGCCGCCCAAGCAUUGGUGAAUCCUUCAUGAACAGGAGGGAGUCGACUACCACUCUGAGCAGUACCAGCAGUCUGACAAAACUCCUGCUCGAUCGAGGGAUCUCCGCUGGUAUUUAUCGCUGUCCGCUGUUGAAAUGCCCAUCUGUGGUUCGCCCCAAGACAUUAGCCAUACCCUGCACCCCACCAAACUCUCCCUCCAGCUCCCCAUGCCCAUCACCCUUGCCCUUUGACACGCGGGGAGCCAUGGACAACUUCCUGGCUUCACGGCCUGCUGAGACGCUUCUCCAGGAGGUUUACUGUCUGAAGCCGGGGCGAAGCCGUGCAGAUUCUGCUCCCGUCAAUCUGAACUUGGUCAAGAAGCUGCAAAGAAUGGGAAUUGCCCAAGUGGUCAACCCCCGGAAUGUUCCAGAGCAUGACGAAAACCCCGAGUGCAGGAGCAAGCAGCGCAGGCUGGAAUCAGCAGUGUUCAUGGGGACUGGCAGCGGCCUUUUGGGGGGUCUGAGGCGGAACCAGAGCCUCCCCAGUGUGAUUGGUGGACUUGGUGUGCCAGUACCAAAAAUGGGCAGCUUAAAUGAAGAGAAGACUGAAACCAAGCUGGAUUUAUCGGCAUAGUGAUACCCAAUGUGGUAUCACUGGCAUGAGUGUUAGUUUCCUCCCAACCCUGCCCCAUCUUUAUCCCCAAGGAAUACUAACUGGAAGAAAGGGUGUUGUGUCUUUUUUUGUUGAGGCCCCUGAAAGUCUGAAGAUGGUGAGAGUAAGUGAGUGAGCAGAGAGGGAGAUUGAGUUGGAGAAGGAAAUGGUGAUGGUUUCCAGGUGAGAGAGUAAAUGAAGGGAAAUGAUCAAUUAUGAGAUAAGGGCAGAGGAGAGGUAAAAUGAAAAGGCAGUGGAAGCUUUGUGGGUUUGCAAAAGGAAUGAUGAAAAUGAGGCACUGGCACGUGUGCUUGAAGCGGCAGCUCAACACUAAUUGACGGAAGUAACUCAAAGCACAAUUGCUGAACACUCGUUCUCUUUCCCCAGGGAAUUACCUUGCUGUUUGCUUCAGACAUUCCAUAGCAUUAAAGCACAGUCCAGAAAACUUUAUUUGAGAGAAGCACAGUUUUAGCAGCCAAUUGCAAUCUGUCAAAUGGUUAUGAAUGAGUACGCCAAUUGAGAAUCCCUGACAGCCUCAAUGUAGAAAGAAUCCUGCUGUAUGUUUUUGUUGUCUGAACCUUGCACUGCACCACUACCUUUUGAGCUGACAAGCAUUUUUAAAUCACAGUCACCACACGCGAUAUAAUCCUUUUUCUUCUGCAUUUUUCUUCCAUAUAAUACUGUCUGUUUGUAACAUAAACCACCCAGGGCAUUUAAUAAGAGCUAUGAGGUUAGGUUUUCUGGAACCCUGUUUAACAAGACACUUGACCUUUUCUUUGGCUUGGAAAUAGGAACGCUUGCAACCUCAAGGUAUUGCAUGCAUCUCUUUUGACAGUACUGUAAUCAAUUCUAUAGCCAUCGUAAUAUGUCAGAUUUGAGGAGCUGUGCUAAUCAAAUACAUCAUGUAGUGUUGGCUGGAAAUUAGGGGCUCCAAGCAUUGCUGCAGCGUGAGCACCAGACUGCACAUUGCACAGCCUUGGCAACAUGGGACUGAAGGCCAUUCAGGUUAAAACCACGUGCAUUAAAUAAUGUGUUAUCUAGGAGUAACUUGCGGGACUAUAUAGUGGGAGCAGUUUCGGGGUAGUGGGGGAGGGGAGCAGGUUGCUGAACUUUACUCUCGAAGUAUACGUGAGCUGUUUCAGUUAAUUCAUUGCUUUAUAUAAAUUCCUAAGGUGCCCAUUUUUUGCAAUGUAUACUACCCUAUUGUAGCUGAAUUUAGUUCAAAAUCUGCCAAAGCCAGCGAAACCUCAGGAGGAAUCGCUAGCAAUGCAAGUAAAAUCCAAGCUGGUUAUACUUUGCUUUGCCGGAAUUUCCCCCCCCCCCACCCCUGCCAUGCGUAGUGUGUGUGUUUGGCCCCUCGGUUUUGAGUGCAGUUGGGGGACAGUCUGCGUGGAAAAACACGGGACUGAAUGAUGGAGCGAUGGAUUCCAUCUGUUGGGCCUUUGAGGUGUAGAAUGUAAGAACAAAAGGUACUUUGGAAAUCUACAAAACGAUAUGAAAUUGAGGAGAAUUCACCGCAACCAAAAAGUUAUGUGCUUUCAUUCAAUUUUAUGUAGUUUCCAAAAACAAAAUAAACCCACAUGGCAGAGUGAACGGGGUGUGGGGAAAGUUUUAGCUAGUCCAAGCUAAUUUAUCAACUCAAUUAUGGUGCCUGGUGUCGUGGCUUUGAAUGAUGACACUUUACCAGAAUUCUUGGCAUUAUUACUGCAAUGGUGCAGAUUGAUUAUAUUUUAUUUUAUACAUACACACGUUCUGAUUUAUUUUAAAGAAAAUAUCAUUGGGUUUUAGUUGCUUUGCUGUAAUCAGGAACCCCACCCACCCCCCCCUCACCCUCCCCUCUGUGUCUCUGUGCUUUAUUGCUUACUGCGGUGCCCUGGAAAUUAAUCCUUAAUUCUUGGAAACUCCGGGACAGUUUGGCAACCCCACACCCGUUUUGAGUUCAUGUUUUCAAUUAAAUUAUGUUUUAUGUAUGUUCACAGUGUUUACCUAUAAUCUGCAAAGCCGCAAUUUAAAAAUAAUGAGGCUAAGCAAUACUGUUUUCCUAAAGACAGAUCAAUGGUGUAUCCAGUAAUGGCUUCAGUAUGUACGGGCUCUGUUUUUUGUCAACCAUACCAAUGAAAUAAGUAAAUCGCACUAAUCCUUUUGACUUAAGAUAUAGUUUUGCACUUUUUAAAACAAAAUUUUAAAAAUUGCACUUUUUAAAAUUAAUUUUUUGGUUUGUAAGCUUGAAUAAUAUUAAGAUAGAGAAAUCUGUGGAAAUAUGCAAUUUAAAAUUUGCGAAAUAACCUUAAAUGUUUUUUUGCCCAUUGACAUUCCUCCGGUUCUCAAAGAUUUGAGGUUUACUUUCUGCUGGUGGCUUGUAAAUGUAGAGUUCACUGAUUUAUUAGCUUAAUAUUUAGUAUUAUCCACAAAACUCCAAUUUGGACUGCAUUCUGUGCAUCACCUGCGAUUAUGUAUUAGGGAAGGACGCUGUAAUUGCUGUUUGAAAUCAGGUGGUUACAAUAAACAGAAGAUCUCUUUGGGAACCCAAGACUACCUGCUCUCAAGAUGCAGAAGAAGACUGCAUUAGAACAUGGGAAUUGUUAGAUAGGAGAUACCAACACUUUUUAAUUUGUUGGUCAUUGCUAGUUUGGAAAAGCAUCAGGCUAUUGGCCCCAUGUCUUACUGUGCUUCAAGAGAUUCAUAUCUCUUUACAACUUGCAACCCAUUUCCGUCCAUGAAGUGGUUAGAUUAGGAGCCUGGACUUGUUUUCAUCUGCCUGCAUCUGCAGAUGAUGAUGAGCUGGAUAUGAGCAUCUCCCUCAACCAGGGAACCCUGAAGCCAGUUGUGCAGUUAGUAUUGUUGCUACAGAAUUCUGAGAGUAAAGUGGAUUGGACAGGAAAGGUUGUUUGAUGGAAGGAGAGGGCACGUGAUAAUGCAUGACAGUGGACUUGGCACCAAGCUGAUCUCAGUGCAGAAUGGGGAAUUCCUUCAGAUAUAACCUUUGUGUUCACACUGUCGUGGUGUCUGCCAACUGCCUCUGUAUCUGCAGAUGCAGUGGGUCACCUCCACACUGAACUGUUGGCCCUUGUGGCUGUGUAAGAUCAGACUUGGAACAGUGUCCCUGUGCUCAGUUUCCAUUGUACAUUGUCUAGUUUCUACUAGAUUUACUAUGAAGCUUGUGAUUGAUGGUGCCAUGCAGUUGUCCCAGACCACAAAUAAUAAAAACAGAAAAUGCUGGAAAAACUCAGCAGGUCUGGCAGCAUCUGUGGAGAGAGAGAGACAGAGUUGGCGUCUCUAGUCAGAGCUCUAAAGAGUCAUAUGGACUCAAAACAUUAACUCUUUCUUUCUCUCCACAGAUGUUGGCAGACCUGCUGAGUUCCAGCAUUUUCUGUUAUUUCACAUUUCCAGCAUCUGCAGUGUUUUGGUUUUUAUCUCUUUAUAGGCAGACUGGCCAUGCUGGGGCUCCUCAGAUCCCAGUUAACUGACUGACACCAAGUGUGUUAAAAGAAAGGUUUAUCCAAAGUGAAAGGUAAAAUAAAUACCUGUUAAACUCUAAAAUACCAGAUAUUGAAAACUCUACUGUUUCAGCCUCUCAAGGUUUGUAUAUGUAUAUAUUUAAACAAAACACGCCAACAAUAAGGGAAUUGGUGACAAUUUGCGUUCGCAUAUUUGUAAGGAGAUUGCUCCUGCUAGGGGGAAACACAAGUACAAGUACGAGGGGCCUUUUGUUCAGAUGCUGUUUGAGGAGCUGGUCUCGAAUUCAAUCUGUGCUCCACAGAGGUGGCGUCUCGUUCAACCUCAACGAUACUGCCUUAAAUACACACUGGCCAUUGAUGCCAGUCAGUCCCCACUGGUUUAGGAAGAACUGAGCGGGAAGCAAACAUUAAUUUGUACGGGGCACAGUUAAGUCCGUAUUCUGACGCCUCUAUUGUUCUGCUUGCCUUGCUCGCUUCAUUUAUAUGUAAUUGAAAAUGUAUAUAAAGCAGGAUUGAGAUUGUAGACUGACCAAAGAUUAAAGUUAUGCUAUAACUGUGUGUGAGGGGAAGAGUGUGUCCUAACACCUAGCCUGUACUUUGGGGGUUCAGUCCCUGGACCAGACUGCCCAGAAGCAGACAGAAUGUAGAGAGAAGGGUAUUUUUUCCUGAUUUGUUCGGGUCCUGGGCAGUGUGCAAUGUGAUCGGUUAGUCUUUACUGAACCUGUUCCCCAGCCUCCUGCAUCGUUGCAUUUCCAUUGACAGUCUCUGGGGAAAACCUUGCACUAAAAUUUUGUUUUGGGCAUGGGCCAUUUAUUUUACCCCAGUAGGUGAAUAGCUUUACUUGCUUCUUCACAAUUGUUGUACUCUGUGUUCCUCCCUUGUGUACUAGCGGCAGUAGAUAAGAAAUUAAACAUUUCGCACCAAUGUUGACAGCUGGCUGGAAUUAGUUUGAUGUAUCAGUUCGUGGUUUAUCUCCUGGAACCUACUCUUAAAAAGAACAAAUACAACUAUUUGUUAUGCAUUAUUUGAUAUUUAUUGUAAUAAUUGAUGUAACUACAAAGCUACAUGGGAUUUCUGAGUCACUCGCAAUUCCCAAAUAAAAAUGUUUUGUAACUUC